Messenger RNA from Hylaeus anthracinus, 3018 nucleotides. RefSeq lists its product as uncharacterized. Gene Ontology annotation, molecular function: ubiquitin protein ligase activity. The transcript is spliced from 2 exons. Bases 135 to 551 code for a protein of 138 amino acids. NCBI's taxonomy places the organism in Eukaryota, Metazoa, Arthropoda, Insecta, Hymenoptera, Colletidae. The record is from RefSeq and is a predicted model, not a curated record. Gene Ontology annotation, biological process: ubiquitin-dependent protein catabolic process.
UGUAUACACAUACAUACGUAAAUAAUUUUACAUAGCGGAUAGCGCCGUAAGUCGAACAAACUUGAUAUUUGACUUUCGUUUGUUGAAUUUGUUUAUAAGUGCCCUAUAGUUAUUUUAAUCGUCAAUGACAAGAAAUGGCGCAUCCGGGUGUAGUUUUUCUUCUCGGUAUUACUAUAGCCACUGCCUUGUAUUAUAUGUUCACAAGUGGAGAAACAGAAAAUCAGGAACCACAUAAUAAUGGCCACAGAAGUACAAAUACGAAUACUUGCUACGAACCUACCAAUAGGUGGUCCCCUUAUGAUCGCAAUAAUCGUUCCCGUCGUCGGCGUACAGAGGAUUCCACUUGUUCCAUUUGUUUAGAUACAUUAAUACAAGCAAAAAAAUUUCCAUUACAGCCAUGUGGUCAUGUAUUCCAUAAGGAGUGUAUAGACCAAUGGAUGCAAGCAGCGUCGCGAGUAAGUUGUAUAUUAUAUGAAUAUAACAAUGUUACUGUGGAUUUACACAGAUGCAAACAAUGCAACAAACAAAAUAUUCUGUUUCAUUUUUACUAGUGCAUUAUAUUUGAGAUAUUUUACAGCGAUUGUGCCCAAAUUGCAGAGGUCCCGUUUUAUACAAGUGACAAAAUUGAUACGAACAAUGUUUUCAUUAAUUUCACUAUGUUUUUGUUGAGGUUACAAUAUACAUACUAGAAAGUGUAUUUGUACUGUAGUUAAAUUUGUUUUGAACAUCUUUCAUCAGAGUCGAUUGUACUUGAAGUAUGAAAUAAUUGUUUAAACUUGAAAUGUUAAAUGAAAGGACUGCCACUUUCCAUUCUAUGUAAGGUGAAAUUCUUUGUUGCUCUUUGGUUGAGACAAAAUUUUUGAGGAGCAAUCUUGUUGCAUGCCUUAUCUUUUCGACAUAACAUGUUUUAUAGGGUUAUAUGUAUUAUACUAUUGAUUUAACGAACUAUAUACUGUUUUCAAGCUCAUAAGAAAUAACUGUACAGUACGCUGUAUAUUAUAGUUUGGUAUUACUGUAGUGUUUCAAAUAAUGCAGUGCAUAGUAAAGAUUUCGUAAUUUAUAUACAAUUCAUAAAAUUUUUCUUUCACCUUAUAAGCAAUUCGUGUAGGACAAUAUUCAUGGAAUCAUUUUUGCACGCGUAAAUUUAAUAACGUUUUCAGAUAAAAUUUAUAAUGCAUUUCUAAUUAAAGGAAGUGUAACUAUUAUAGCCCUCUGGAAAUACUCAAAUAUGUACAUGUAUGUUUUAUAGAUAAUAAUUUUUUAAUAUUUCAUCCCUUUAUUGUAUUACAUCAAAAGUAAUAAUAGAAAGAAUGUUAUAGUACAAAUUCGUAAAAUAUGGCAAAAUAAAACAUUGAAUAUAUACAGUGGCUUAUGAAAGUACUCAGAUGUUUUCAAAGUAAACAUUUAAAGUUCAAAACUGUUAAGUUGCAAUACGAACAUUAGAUCACUUUUAUUAUAAGCAGUCGCAUAUAAGUGCCAGGUUAAGUUCAAAAAACAUCUGACAAUGUAAAUAAUCUUUACAAACCAUUUCUUCAAAACAUUGUUUGCACAAAUGUUGCAAAAGUAUUUGAAUGAUAAAAUUUUCCAUUAAACAUUGCUUUAGUAGCGAUCGAUAGCACCAAAGAUCAACACAGGAAUUGACAGGAAAUUAAAUAAUUUUCUUACGAGUUUGAACGAAGCGGUAAAAUAACGAACGUAAAGGUUUGAAAUAAUGUAAGGUAUACUGUUACUGACAAAUGAUACACAGUAGGAAAUGACAUACUUUCAAUAUGUGAUAAAUGCUCACAGUGGACCAACAAAAUGAUAAAUCUCAAUUACUCUAUAAAUAUGUUGUGAAUAAUUAAUCAUUCAAAUACUUUUCUACUCUUUGUAUAGUUAAAGUUUCCAAAAAAUGUUUCGUAAGUAUAGUUUAUAUCCAUGGAUAUAUAUAUAUUUUUUUAAUUAAAAACUAAAUAAAAUUUCAAUCAUCGAAACUUAAACAUGUAUAACCUUGACACCUGUGUGUUCCUGACAAUUAUAAUAACUUCGUUGUUUGCGGUACGAAAUAUUUGAUUCAGAAGCAUUCACAUACUUCUGCAAAGUACUGUAUACUCGAUGGAAGAAAUACAGCGAGGUAAUAAUAAUAGCCCAGACAAAAAUUCUAUAUAUUUAUUAAAAGAUACAUUUUGUGAUUUUCAUUCUUUCGUGUAUUGCAAUACCAACCGCUUAAGCAUAGUAUAAAUAAGGUCAAGUAUAAAUAAGUUAUUUACAGUUUAUUCGUUAUGCUAUUACAUAUCAUGCUUACUGUUAAAUGCAUAUUUUUACGAUGCAUUAUUUAUAAUACUAAUUUCCUAUUACCAGGUUGGGUAAUUAUACAGUUUGAAUGAAACUUUAGAUUUUAAUGAUGUGUUGUGUUACAAGUUUUCAAGAAGAAACGAUAUACUGUUUGCGGUGAUAAUAAAUUAAUACAAAAAAAAAAAAGACCGAUGUGUCAUGUAACUGUUUUCAGUUUGUCAUUCACACGAAAUUACAAUAUAAAUACUUUAAGUUUACGAAAUCGGUAAUUUUAAGAAAGUUCAAAUUCUCGAUAAGUGGCUCCUGAUUCACUUAUGCCUUUCAUAAAUUAGCUUUUAAUGAAUGUCAGGGUAGUACUUCGUUUGUAUUAUCGAAAUUUUAUUCAAGUUCAUCUAUUAUAGUACGUAGGAUUAUGACAUCAAAUUAAAAUCACUUUCAAACGAACGACAAAUUUGUAUGGAAGUGCUUCACUUAGCUUCUAAGUAUCAAUCCUUUGCGGACGGACAUUUGUGGCUAUACAAAUCGCAGAGAAUUAAUUGUUAUCUAUUUGUUAAGGAAAUGUCAAGAAUUUUCCGACCAGCGUCCAAAAUGGUAAAAGUUGUCUGAAAUAUUUAAACCCCUGUCCGCAAAGGGUGAAGUGGAAAAUGUGAUGUUUGAACCGAUAAAUCGACAGCUUUCACAGUAGCGUAUGAAAUGUAUUAUCAAAAAUGUAAAUUAGACUAUGCUUUUAUAUGAAAAAAACAA